Messenger RNA from Pogona vitticeps (central bearded dragon), 2049 nucleotides. The record is from RefSeq and is a predicted model, not a curated record. Lineage: Eukaryota; Metazoa; Chordata; Lepidosauria; Squamata; Agamidae.
CUUUUUGACAUCUAGCUCCCGCGAGGAAGGCGACGAGCGCGGGUGAUUUGGAGUCCCGUGGGCGGUUUGGCGGGGGCAGGUGUGCGUCCGGGCGUUAAGUUCAGUCCGUGGGCGCCGGGCCUCAUGUCUUCCUCUUCGGCCGAGCUCCAGUGGCCUGAGUGCCUGGUGCCGCUGAAAGAAGUGGAUAAUUUGCUGCGGUGUGGAAUAUGCUUUGAGUAUUUCAACAUUGCAAUGAUCAUUCCUCAGUGUUCACAUAACUAUUGUUCUCUCUGCAUUCGGAAAUCCCUAUCCUACAAGGCUCAGUGUCCAACAUGUUGUGUGGCAGCUACGGGCCCUGACCUGAAGAAUAACCGGAUAUUAGAUGAAUUGGUACAGACUUUUAGUUCUGCAAGGCAGAGGCUGCUCCAGGCAGUCUUGGAUUCGCCACCAGUUUCGCCUCCAGCAAUGUUUACCAAAAAGGCUGCUGUCCAAAGCCGUGUUCCAAGUUCCCCAGUUGUUCCUGCUCUGGAAUGGCAAAAACAGUUUAAAGAUGCUAUUUUUUCCAAAGAAAAUAUUCACACACCAAAACGACACUUGAAGCUACCUGAAAGAGAAGAUAAAAAGAUCAAAAUAAAGCAGGAAGAGACUCCAUGGGGUUCUGAAGAGGCCCACGAGACCACUGACCAAGGGGCAGCAAACUUGACAGGAGGAACCAAAAAUCCUGAAACACCUUCUACAUCGGCAACAAAAGUUAUCAUGAAGGGUAAUGUUUCAUCUUUUAUUCUCUCUGGACACACAAGAAAGUUACUGCCUAAAGUUGUUUAUAAUCUGCUUUCUGACCGAGAUCUGAGGAAAAGGCUGAAAGAGUAUGGGCUGUCCACCCAGGGAACAAAGCAACAGCUUAUUAAAAGACAUCAAGAGUUUGUGCACAUGUAUAAUUCACAGUGUGAUUCUUUAAAUCCAAAAUCAGUUGCUGAAAUAGUAAAAGAACUGGAGGAUAUUGAGAAGACUCGAGUACAGCUUGAAUCCAGCAGACCAAGAGAAGUUAGCAUGACAUUUACAAAGCACCAGACCGAGAAUGAAAUAGAUGAAAUUCAUAGAGAUUAUCGAAAGAAACAUAAAGCUGAAUUUCAACUUUUAAUUGACCAAAUGAAGAAGCGAAAGGAAAAUGCAAGUAAAAUAAAAAUAAAGGAAGAAAGACCAGAGGAAAACGAUGCAACAGCUGAAGUACUGGCUAUAGAGAUUGGAGAAAAACAGAGUGUUGAAGAUCAAACAGACCAGGCCUCUGAUACAAAUCACUCACUUAAAAUAGAGGUUGUAGAGAGUGGAAUAAGCGAACCCGUUGAUUGGCCAGAUGUCAGAGGAUUGGCUUCUACAUCUUCUUUCCAAUCAUCUCAGUCUUCAAACAGCUCAAGUUCAGACAUCAUAAGAGAUUUGGAGAUUGCUGGGAUGUGUUCAGGCUCAUCAGAUAAUGACUGUGGUGUCAUGGCACCCAAGAAAACAGCGGAAGCUGGGAAGAGGAAGAAGGAAAUGAUUCUGCUUGAGGUCAAGAAAGAAAUCAUCAGGAAGCAUGAAGGAGGAAUGAGAUUGACUGACCUCGCCAAAGAGUAUGGAAAGAGUGCAUCCACAAUCGCUACCAUCCUAAAGAUGAAAGAGAAGAUAGCUGGGAGAGAUGCAGCCAAGGGAGUCACCAGGGUCUCCAAGCAACGGCCACCUGUUGUGGAGGAGGUUGAAAAGUUGCUCCUGCUCUGGAUUGAAGAGAAGCAGCGUGCAGGGGACACAGUGACUGAGGCGAUCAUCUGCAAAAAAGCCAAGGCCUUGCAUGCUGACCUCCUCGACCAACAGCCAGGAACGUCAGCUGAUGCAGAAGGCUUCAAGGCGAGCAGGGGGUGGUUCAGAAGGUUCAAGCCCAGAUCUGGCAUCCACAGCGUGGUCAGGCAUCGGGAAGCCACAAGUUCCAAUGUUGCUGCAGCUGAGGAAUUUGCUACUGAGUUCCUGGAGGUCAUGGUUUCAGAGGGCUACCUUCCUCAGCAGGUCUUUAACUGAGACAAGACUGGGCUCUUCUAGAAG